AUGUGCUGUAAGAGGACGAGGCGCAUGGAAUCGCUUCCCGACGAUCUCCUGUCCCGAAUUCUCGUGAUCCUAUUGGUUGAAGACAUCUACGACUCGGCAAGGCUGAGUCUCGUCUGCCGCAAGUGGCACCGGAUGAUCAGCUCCGACGAGUUCAUAUACGCACACCUCCAUCAGUCAAAGCACACGCUUCUAUUCCGCGUCAAGUCCGCACACCAUUUGUUGUGCCUCUCCGCACGGGAUGAUGGCCGGUUACAGAUAUCUAAGAUGGAAGACAUACUAGUAAGAACUCGUCUUGAGGCCAGCUGCAACGGCUUGGUGUUGGAUGUUGCAAGAUCACGAGGCAAUUUGGCUCUUUGCGUUCUGAAUCCCCUGACUAAGCAUAGAUUAGUUCUCCCUCAUCCUCGUGGAAUAGACUAUUGGCGUUGCGGCAUAGCUUGGAGGAGUUUUACUACCGCACACAUAUCAUUUGAGGCUAAAAUGGCGCUAAAAAGUAGUCGAUUGGUUACAACUCGAGGUUUUGUCCACUGGUGUGCUCGGGAUGACGGUCAUGUCUUGACUCUGGAUAUCGAGACAGAGACUGUAAAAGAGGCGCCUUCGCCUGUCCCCGUAUUUUUUGGGGGACGGUGGGAUUAUCUGCCGGCCGGGAAAUAUCUAACCUUAUUGGCCGAACGCGUAGAUUAUUUGUGGGAUGUUUGGGAAAUGAGACCGGGCAGUAUGGAAUGGAGAAAGGUCGCGAGUUUCUCGUUGGAGGAUCAGAAGCUCGUGUUUGAAGACUCUGAUUCCGGGCGUGAUGUGGUCGACUUCAAGCCAGUUGCUUGGUUGUUGUAUCCAGAGGUUGUGGUGUUUGUUCUCUCGGGCUGGUGUUACUUUCGGGUUUUCAUUUACAAUCUUGCUACUCGAGUAAUCGAGUCGAUCGAGUUGCCCGAACCAUGUCCACCAUCGACAAGAGCCUCCAAAAAGCUCGAGACGAUGAAGACGGCCGAUGCAAACCCCACCACCGCGGCCCUUCUCAAGAAAUCGUCCAAGAAUAAGAAGAUGGACCGCGUAGAGACCUCGGUGAAGGAGUCCAGUCGCGACCUCUCGAUGUUCAAGUUCAAAUCCGGCGCGCACGACAAUUGA
Striga hermonthica is the source of this 1119-nucleotide messenger RNA. NCBI's taxonomy places the organism in Eukaryota, Viridiplantae, Streptophyta, Magnoliopsida, Lamiales, Orobanchaceae. The record is from the annotation of a GenBank genome assembly.